GUGACUGGGGUGCCACGCCGGAGUUCACAGGGGUCCCCAGUGGCGGGACCCGUGUGAUCAGACAUCUUAUCCCCUAUUCUUUGGAUAGGGGAUAAGAAGUUUUUCGGCAGAGUACCCCUUUAAAGAAGAGAGCCACCCCCUGUACCAUACCUCACGCUAUAGCCUUGUAUCAUCUUGGUACUUUCCAGCAGAUGCUCCUGAAGAUCUAACAACACCAUAGGCUAAAAAUAACCAAACAGCAUAUAGAAAUGAUAUCUGAAUGCAUUACCUUCAUGUGUUAUUGCUAAUUCAUUACCAUACCUUAAAUGCAAUCUGUUUUCUUUCCAGGCUGUUUGCUGGCUAUUUAAGUGUACGUGCUGCAAAAACACCUAUUGACAGAGUGUGUGUAUGACCCACACCAGACUUUACAAGAAAAUUAGAUAUGUCCACAUCUAUAUGUCACUUUUAUAUGUUGGAAUACCAGCAAAAAUAGUAUUCCAGUGUAUACCGCAACGUGUCCAUAGGGUAGAAUUCUUUCCCACAAAUAAAACAUAUACAGUACUGCCAUGAUUUGGUCUAGGGUUGCUAUUGUCAUUAAGGCUGUGUUCACACGGCGGAAUUUACAAGCGGAAUCUGCCAGAAAAAUUCCGCUUGGAAAUUCUGCUGCGGCAGUGUCUCAUUGAUUUUAAUGGGAUUCUACUGCCCUGUAUACAUGGCAGAAUUUCUUUGGCAGAAAUAUCUGCAGAAGAACUCCAAUUUCAGUGUCCGCUGAAGCAAUGAACAGGUUCAUUGUUGCCAUCCAUUGAGACUUCUAAUCGGUCCUAAUGCCACAGCCAGAUGUAAGCUGCAAGUCAGUGUAUAUUUAUCAAAAGCCAUACCCAUUUGUCGCUUUUUGUCUUUGUCUUUUUUUUUUUUUUUACUGAAAUCUUGGCGUUUCUCUCCCAUAGAAUUCUAUGAUAAAAAAAAAGUCAUAAUAAACGCAAUGUGGGUUUUGCAUUGGCAUUUUUGGCCUUCCUGGACACAGGAACAGGAGAAACUGUCAAAAGGAGAAAAAACUAUUUCCACACAAAGAUUACUUCUGAGCAGUCAUCUCAUUGUCAUCACAAGCAGGAUUACUAUGACAGGGGGACACGCUGACGACAAGGGAAGGCUGAAUUAAGGGGGCGACAUGCUUUCCGCUACCCCCCUCUAUGGGAACGUACAUAGCUGGAUGAGCAAUGAGCGGGUCCGCAUGUGCGGCAUCAAUGAGGACAGGAAAAUUCUUAUCACUGAUGGUGACAUUCAGAAAGCCCGACUUGAGCUGAGAGAAGAUCAUCUCGGUCACACCUUGGUGGAUGCAGCAGCUGUUCAUCGAAUGGACAGCCUAACUGCUCUCGGCAUGGACCGUACAGGUCUAAUGCAGGAAGGAUUAAGAGUCCCUGGAGGCAUGGUCUACUCUAGCCUGUGUGGCCUUGGCACGGAAAAAGUUAGAGAACCAUCCACUAUACCAGGGCUUGGGUAUGCACCUGACCGAAAUUCUGAACUUCAAUUUAAGCCAAAUACUGCUGAAACGAUGGAGACUGCCCAGAUGACUGGAAAACAGCCCAAUGGUUUUAACUCCUUGUUUAAAACCCCACCAGGACUGCAAAAGACAUCUGUCCCUACAAGUGAAUCUCUGGUUUUGGACAGAGCAGUCAAUGAUAAACAGAGUCCCAUUGAUGUGAAUGGUGCUAAUUAUUUAAGGAUUCCUUGGGUGCACUCCUAUAUGGAUAGCGCAUCACCAGCUAUGUACCCAUUCAUCGAUUCACCAAAUAAGUAUUCUUUAAGCAUGUAUAAGGCGUUUCUACCUCAGCAGUCGGCUUACAGUUUGCCACAGCAUUUAACCUACUCACCAGUUUGCCCGAAUGGUGAACGCUUUGUAUAUCUUCCACCGUCACCUUAUGUAACAUCCCAUAUCCCAUCAAGCCUGGCACCACCAAUGAGGAUCCCUGCACCAUCAGCAGCUCCGGCCAUACCCACUACUGUUCAUUGCUUAGAAAAAAGUUUACCAUGGAAAAUGGGGAUUAAUCCAGGGUCUAAUGUUGAUCACCAUGCCUAUUCUCAUCUUCAAACAAAUAAGCAGCCUAGGAUGCCGUGCACAAAGUCUAUGGCUAGCAGUAUGUCACCUGAAGCCUCACUGUUGUUGGCAUCUUCUCAAAGACCAUCUCCUAGGCUUCAUCACUCAACUCAACCAGUUGGAGAUGGCUAUUCUGAUUAUCAGUCAUUUGUUAAAAUCUCAACACCGCCUACAUCUGUUUCUCACACAAAACCACUCACAAGCAUAAAUAGUGACCUCACACCUUUAAGGCAAUCAAGCACCAAGACUAACAAACUACUUGACGGAGAAAAUGCACAGAUGCAAGCACCCUCCAAAAGGUAUACAAAGGAAAGAAAGGACAACAGGUCUCCUAGCUUGUUGGAAAAGCAAACACCUCACAAAGAAGGAACUGAAAAACCACUUGAUUUGUCUUCAAAGCUUAGUGAUGCCGAAAUGUCAGCAAUGUUGCUUUCAGGGCGAUCUGGAAAUACCAUGGGAAUGUGCACCAGAGACAUUCAGAAAGAAGCCAUAUCUCCUUCUGCUGGUGUUAGUGCUAUCUUCAGACCAGAAAUGAUCAGUAAUGCACCUUCAUCAUGGGUAGUACCUGGUAUGGGCAGCUCCGAAGACAUGAAUGGCAUCAUUAUGCCACUGAAAAACAAAGCAUUGGAAAGGGUUAUGCCACAACAGAGGAGCUCUUCAUGCCCUCGGAUGGGAAGCUCUGAAGUAGUAGUUACAAGCAGUUCAGGAUGCAUCUCUAGUGCCGGGCGUCCUGCAUCUGCUUCACCUGCACCAAAUGCCAAUGGGGAAAGUAAAAGUCCUGAAGACAGCACUAAGUCUGCUAUGCAACAACAACUUCCGCCUGCUAGCUCACUUAGUAAGAGCAGCAAAGUAGCAAAGCCUUCCAUAAUGGAAUCAACCAUAAAAGUGAGUGAAGCUUCGCUGCCCCCUGCACCUAUGUUCCUGCCUCGGAGUGAGCCCUUCUGUUCUACACCCUUGGCUUAUCCAAGCAGUUUUAUCCCAUAUUCAGUCUCUGAGAGCCUUGCAUUGUCCCAUUUACAUUUACAUGGAAAAGCUCCUGUGUAUCCUCACCCAGUUUUAUUGCCCAAUGGAAGUCUUUUUCCUGGUCCAAUGGCCCCAAAGCCUGGAAUUUCUUACAGCCUACCAACCAACAGAGAUUACAUGGCCUAUCAAGAGUCACUGGGUAUGGUGCAUCCAAUCUUACUACCACCUUCUACAAUGGAAAUAGGCAAAGAUGACAAGACCGAGAGAAGGUCUAGGUCCCACGAAAGGCCACGCUACGAGGAACCUGCUGGGAGGAGACUUUUGGAUAUAUCAGAUUCUACACCAAAGCUUAAUUUGGAAGCUUCCUCAGAUAAGAGCGCUAAGUCUCAUCCGACCUCUGUAGUAACCAGUAAACAUUCUUCUAAGACAGAACUGUUGAGUUCCAAUGGAGAAAGAGAUACAAAAUGUGAUUUCAGUUUUGCCAUGAAUGGUUUUGUACCUGAAAAGCAUAUAAUGAAUGAUCUGCAGAAACCAGAACAGGGAGCACAGGUCAGGGAUUUCAUAGCACCAAGAGAAGAGACCCCAAGAAAGAAUGACUUUCAUGUUCCCCAACAGUCUCAGAGUUCGCCUGUAUUCCAGGCCAGAGAGGAAAAUGUAUCUGGGAACCAAACUAUGGAUGUCCCUGCCGUAGAGCUGGGUGCGCAAUUUCUGAUUCCUAGUCAAAGUCAAGAUGCCCAAGCUGCGUUUUAUGGGCAACCCCAGGAAAAAACGCAGCCCUUCAUUAUGGCAAACGGCCAUUCUGACACAGAAGCAGCCGAGGCCACCAUGAGAGACAGUUCAGAUGAAUUUGAAACUAUAAAUGGGAAACUUGUAAAAACCAAAUCUUCCAAACUGACUAAAAGGAUUGCAAACUCCGCUGGCUAUGUGGGUGACCGCUUCAAGUGCAUGACCACCGAAUUGUAUGCCGAUUCAAGCCAACUAAGUCGCGAGCAGAGGGCUCUACAGAUGGAAGGCAUACAAGAGGACAGUAUAAUAAGUCCACCCGCUGCUUACUGUGAGCGCGCUAUGAUGCGCUUCUCAGAACUCGAAAUGAAGGAACGGGAAGACCACACGCCUACCAAAGACUUGGAGAUUUGCAAGCUCAGUAAGUCCGAUGUGAAGCUUUCCGCAGAAAAGGUUAAGCCAGCAGCAUCAGUCCUGGGAGAUUCUGCCGAUAGCCAAAGCGAAGGGGAUCUUAGGACCACUAGUGGAAACCUGACCGGCACUUCAAACCAUAUAGUAAAAGCAGCGGCUAGUGAAGAUAGUCAUACGGAGAAACUCCUUUCCUGUGAUGCAGCAAACCUGAAACCAGAGCUGACAAUAGACGCAAACCUACAAGGGCAGUGUGUGGGCUUAAAACGGAAAAAACCUUGUGAGCCUUUUCUCGGUGAUCUUGACCAACAUUCAACCUGUGAAGAAGCAGCACAGGAAGAUGCAAGGGUGAAAAGGAAAAAGACCGAUGACUGGCAAGAAAGGGACGUUCCAGAACUUUCUAAAAAAUCCUUUGAAGAGUCCCACUGCAAUGAGGUCACCAACCUGAAAGUCUGUAUUGAACUCACUGGAUUGCACCCCAAAAAACAAAGGCACUUGCAGCACUUAAGGGAGCUGGGACAGCUCGGCAGAAAGGAGGCUCCCGAAUGUCGGGAGAUCACAGACAGCGAAAACAAGCUGAGGAGUGUGGAGGAAAAGCCAUUCAAAGCUAAACCUGAAAUCAAAAGCACUAGUGACUUGGAGGAGCUUAGCGGAGACAUCCCCGUGUCUACGCACACGAAAGGCUUUCCACUUGGCUGCCCAAGUAGCAAACGGCAGAGUCAGACAAACCUUUCCCCAGCCUUUAGGUUAGCAGCCAAGCAGCAGAAGAUUAGAGAGGGCCGUAAGGCUUAUGUACAAUGUACAGAUGAAGAGGGGAGUCUCCAAGUCGCGUCAUUGCCUGAGGAUUACACCGAGUAUGAGAAGCCCUCUGGAAAACGGCAAUUCAAGACAAAGCACCUGACUCCACUGGAGAGAAAGAGAAAAAGACUUCUAGCCGGGGAUGACAUCAUGGAUAAUGGAAGCUCUGACGAAAAGGUCAGCCUAAAGGGCUUUAGGAAACGUAUUGAGUUUUCUCCAGAUAACUCUCCGAUGAAAGUGCCGGAUCAGAUGAUUCUAUUGCACACGCCAUCCCAGAUGUCACCACUGCUCAACCAUAUUCAAGACAUUACUCCAAGUCGCCCAAUGCCACCCGAAGCCCGACGACUCAUUGUGAACAAGAAUGCGGGAGAAACUCUCUUGCAAAGAGCAGCACGGCUGGGAUAUGAAGAAGUGGUUCUUUAUUGCCUGGAAAGCAAAUCCUGUGAUGUUAACCACCGAGACAAUGCAGGUUAUUGUGCCCUACACGAGGCUUGUGCGAGAGGCUGGCUGACUAUUGUUCGCCAUCUUUUGGAGCACGGGGCAGAUGUCAAUUGCAGCGCACAGGAUGGCACAAGGCCCAUCCAUGAUGCCGUGGAGAACGAUCACUUAGAAAUUGUGCGUUUAUUACUGUCCUAUGGAGCCGAUCCUACAUUAGCAACAUACUCUGGGAGAACAAUUGCCAAAAUGACACAUAGCGAGUUGAUGGAAACCUUCCUGACUGAAUACUUAACAGAUUUACAAGGUCGGAGUGUAGAUGACCCUGGACUCUCCUGGGAUUUCUAUGGCAGUUCCGUCUGUGAUUCAAAGGAUGAAAAUGGGUUUGACGUGUUGGCGAAUCCACCGGGUCCGGAUGAUGAUGAUGAAGACGGAUGUGUGGAUGCUUUUGAGUUUGAGUUCUCAGAGAUCCCUCUCCUACCUUGCUAUAAUGUCCAGGUGUCUCUCUCGCAGGGGCCCAGGAAUUGGUUGCUUCUGUCUGACGUCACCAAGCAGCUAAAGGUUUCCUCCCAGUCUUUCCGCAGCGAGCAUCCUCACCUCGAAAUAGUCAGUAUUACAGAAGCCGAAUUCUACAAGCAAGUAUCCCUCAGCCAGCUCUUUUCUGCACCCGAAGCCCUUGAACAAUUCAGUCCAGACAGCAAAGAAAUGCUUGAGCUUGUGGAAUUUACAAGUGAACUGCAAACAUUACUUGGUUCCUCCAUUGAGUGGUUGGACCCUGAAGGAGACCCUUCUUAUGCCAGUUGUUAAAAAGCCAAGUCCUUACCCAAUUCUGUAAAAUAAUUUCUAUUUUGUGAAUAUGUGAUAUAGAGAGAACACUAUUCUAUAAAUACUGAUGUAAAAAUAUAUAUAAUAUCUAUAAAUAUACAUAUAAAUAUAUAUAUAUAUAUCCAUAUAUGAGAAAUUUUUUUUUUCUCUCUCCCCCUCCCCCCCCCCCCCAGAAAACUGAAAUAGAUUUAUAAGGUCCUGAAAAGUUCAGUGCACAUUUGCUUUGGGAGAUGUAAUCAUUUCUUUUUUUUUAUUGUAACACUUUAUUUUAUUAUAUAUUUUUCGUAAUUAAGACUGACUUUUUUGCAAAGCACUGAAGGCACGAGAAAUACUUUAUAAUUUUACCAAGUUAUGGACAAAAAGAAGUGGCACUUCAUGACCUUUUUAUGUUUACAGAAAUUACCAGUUUUUUUGGUAACUGUUGGAUAUGAUCCAAAUUUUGUAAUAUAUAGUGAAAAUUCUGCACAUAUAAAUAAAUAUCCAUAGAAAGCUGUUUGAAGUUUUGUAAUCUAAUUUAAAAUCCGAAAUGUUAGUUUUCACACUUAAAUUGAGUGUGUGCAUAUGCGUGUAUGUGUAUAUAUAUAUAUAAUAUAUAUCAUGUGUGUGCACACGCUUGUAUACAUGUAUAAAUAUAUACAUACAUCCAGACAUUUUAUGCUCUAAUUUAAAGACAGACUUUGAGCUAUUUUUUUCGCUUGUAAAAUAUGGAAGCUGUAAAAUAAAGUGUUGCAGUCCAGAUAAAUUGUAUAUAAACUCGAAUUUCCUGAGAUGUGUGUGCAAUGUUUUCAGAUGUGUUUAAACUUUGUAAGUAAACCACCUGCCUUUGUAUUUAUAUUUUACAAGAUUUUUUCUUAAAAAGGCAAUAAAACUGUUCAGUAAAUGGA
Messenger RNA from Hyla sarda, 7110 nucleotides. It is a transcript of the gene BCOR, whose product is annotated as BCL6 corepressor. The record is from RefSeq and is a predicted model, not a curated record. Gene Ontology annotation, biological process: negative regulation of transcription by RNA polymerase II. The transcript is spliced from 16 exons. Lineage: Eukaryota; Metazoa; Chordata; Amphibia; Anura; Hylidae. The coding region runs from base 1148 to 6208 and encodes 1686 amino acids. Gene Ontology annotation, molecular function: transcription corepressor activity; protein binding. Gene Ontology annotation, cellular component: nucleus.